AAACCACACGGAGGGUUUUGUGUAACUGCUCCCCACAAACUAAAACUCGCUAUUCCCCACCAUCCUCAACUCGAUCAAACGCUAGGGUUUUGGCUCCCAGGUUUAGGGUUCCACCCAUCCGCGUCGGCCCCGCUCCCUCCUCCGGGGAGAUGACCCACCCCGCGGCGGCGGCGGCGGCGGCGAGGGCGGCGGCGGAGGGAGGCGCCGCCGCUGUUGCCUCCGCGUGGCGUAUCAUCCCGCGGCCGCUCAUGGAGAGCGUCCUCAACAACCACGCCCUCCACCACCGCGUCCCCCAACCCCUCCUCCUCCAUGGCCCCCGCGGCGUCGGCAAAACCUCCCUCCUCCUCCACCGGCUUCUUCCGGAGUGGAACAAGGGCCCCCACGCCGCCGCAUACGUGGACUUCGCCGCCGACCCCUCCGCCCCCCGCCCCUGGGCCGCCGCCGCCGCCGCCGACCUCGCCGCCCUCCGCGCCCGCCUCGAGCUCGAGCUCGAGUCCCUCGCCCACCGCGCCGUCCACCUCGGCGCCGUCGGCUCCCGCGACGUCUUCGCCGCGCUGAACAAGUGGCACGGCCUCCGCACCGCGCUCCGCCGCGUCGUCGGCCCCGCCCGCCUCUCCAGGCGCGAUGACGACGCCGCCCCCGCGUCCGCGCUCUGGUCCAAGGCCGUGCUCGCGUUAUCGGGCCGGAUCGGCGCUGAGGAGAUCGAAGGAAUAGUCGCCGGCGGCGGCGGCGGCGGCGGCGGCGGCGGCGGCGGCGGUGUGGGGAAGUAUACCAGGGAGGAGGUGGCGUACAUGAAGGAGGCGGCGGUAGCGCUGAGAUUGGCGAAGGAGGUGAUUGAGAUGCAGCAGGAGUGGAGGAGCGAGGCGGUGAGGCAUCUGAAUCGGACAGGAGGAUUCUCGAGGUCUCUCGCGAAUUCGGCCACCGAUUGGCCCUGUCUCCUGCUCGAGAUCCUGUCCGAGGCCGCAGAGGUCGGCUUCUUUCAGCCAAAGUUAAUUUUGAACAACAUUGAUGUCCUGCGGAAGGCGUCCUCGACGGAUGACGUGAUGGUGCCCCCCACAAUGUACCAUGACAGUUUGAUAUGGAGAGUGAUCGCACUCGGUGCAAAUGUGAGGUGCUUGCCAGUUAUUCUCGUAUCUUCGGAUGGUUAUUAUUCUUACCAAGCAUUUGUUGAUUUUGGGUUCCCGGAUAUAUUUAUCUCGCGAGAGACCUUCGGCUGGACUCCUCAGGAAGCUAAGCUGCACAUGGUCUCUGAUUUCUUCAGUGAUCAUGAGUGGAAAGUUAUAGAUGAGGUUCUUGGUCCAAACCAACGGCAACUUUCUGAGCUCUAUAAGCUUAAGCAAAGCAUGAAUUAUCAGGAGGCCUUGCAGUAUGGCGGUAAUAUCUUUGAGGAUAUUGUUGAUGCCUACCUGGCAUAUUUACAGGUGGCUGUGGUGAACCCUGCAAUGGAAUCAGCAUUAGCUAUUAUACAGAAGUUCGCUUCGGACGUGCGCAAGGGAAUAAUUCCGGAAGGCCGAUUAUUUUUUGGUGCUCCUUGGAGACGCCCCCCGCGUUCUGAAGACCCUGAUGCUUCUUUGAAUUGGGCAAAAAUUCAACUAAUGGACUUUGUCCAAUCUUAUAUAAAUACAGAGUUCGGGGUGAAUUAUCUAGCAGAUGAUAGCUUUGAAGUGCUGGAGGAUCCUGCGACAGUCGCCAUGUUGGAGGUUGGUUUACUCUACACCCAGCGAGAUCCGUCCUUUAUUCGCCCAAUAACUCGUGGUAUUCAGAGGUGUCUUGCGAGAUGGCUUGUUCAGCAAAAGAUGCAGAUGAGCCUUCGAGAAUCUGUACAAUAUGGAUGGCAACAAGUGUUCCGUGGCCGGAGCUAUCGCCAUUUGAUGAAGGAGAUCGGCUAUAAGUAGACUAGAAAGGCUGUUUUUUCAAUCAAGAUAUUGUUGUUGAGGACUCUGGUCCUCUCGGGCUCGGAAGCAAAUUGUUUCUGCUUUUCUACCAUCUUUUGACAGCAUUCCGGACACAUUGUGGAACUGUAGAUGGAUCAUCUGUUAUUUACGUUCUGAAUCUAUGUUUAAGAAUCAUCUGUGGAACUUCCUCGGGUUGCCGAAUAAGGAAUUAUACUGGUGGAUUCAAUUAAGCUGAGCAGGUCCCAGAAAAGAGAGAGGGAGAGAACAUGAAGCACUUUCGACGAGUAUAUUUAGUUGAUUUUUUUUGAACUGCUGUUUAUUUGUUGAGAAUCACUUUUGUUGUACUUGGCUAUUGUUUUUCCAGCAGUGUUCUUCAUGCAUUAACAUCAAUGCAAAAAUAUAUUGUGGAAUGAAUCUCCUCUUCGACUGGAAAAUAUUAUGUAAAUCUUUUCCUUUUUUUUUUCCUUAAAAAAGAAAACUUAUUAGUUUCGCCA
Messenger RNA from Ananas comosus (pineapple), 2389 nucleotides. RefSeq lists its product as uncharacterized. Lineage: Eukaryota; Viridiplantae; Streptophyta; Magnoliopsida; Poales; Bromeliaceae. Bases 150 to 1895 code for a protein of 581 amino acids. The record is from RefSeq and is a predicted model, not a curated record. The transcript is spliced from 13 exons.